CUGUAGUAGAAAAAAAAAUGGAAACUGAAAAAUAUGGAAUCAGAGAGUUAAAAAUAGUAACUGCCAGCAUAACGAUGUGAAAAGACUUUCUUCGUUUUACUGUUAUUUUACUGAUGUACACUCUUCUGUCUGGUUUGUGGAAGUAUCUCUUCCAAAAAGAAGAGUAUUUUGUGCUGAUUCUUGGACUCGACAAUGCUGGAAAAACAACAUACUUGGAACAGACGAAAACAAAGUUCAACAAAAAUUAUCAAGGAAUGAAUUUCUCAAAAAUAACAAGUACUGUUGGACUUAAUAUUGGCAAGAUUGACAUCGGUCGAGUACGACUCAACUUCUGGGAUUUAGGUGGACAGGAAGAAUUACAGUCUCUGUGGGAUAAGUACUAUGCAGAGUCCCAUGCUGUGAUUUACAUUGUGGACUCCUCCGACCGAGAACGCAUUGACGAAUCCAAGACAGCAUUCGAUGACAUGAUCAAGAAUCAAUAUUUAUCUGGAGUUCCUGUUAUGUUGCUGGCCAACAAACAAGAUUUAGAGGGCUGUAUGAAAGUUUCUGAUGUGAAAACUGUCUUCGACCCAAAUAUCGAUCUAGUAGGGCACCGGGACAUUCAACUAGCGGGAGUUUCAGCUUUAAAAGGUGAUGGUGUGGAUGAAGGCAUUCGCUGGCUGGUCGACUGUAUAAAGAGGAACAGUAUAGAACGGCCGCCGACUCAGAAGGAGAUCACUUGAUGAACGUGUGCUUGUUGCUAAUUUAUUGUUAAUACAUCUACCUUGUCAACUGUUAGUGUUUGGGGACUGUGGGACCAAAUAAAGUCUACAGGGAAAAUUAUCAGUCACAUUUUACAGUUUUGAGAAAUAUUGAGUUUUAAAGGAUGAUGCUGACCGAAGGCAUUCAAAUUCACUGCACAUAAACAAUACUGCAUACAUUAAUGGUGAAGGAUGUUAUUGAUGUACGUAAUAUAAUGUUUUUAUUUAUUUUAUUUUGUAAAAAUAAUAUUAUGGUAGUGUGGAUAUUGAGAAUUAUUUCUUUAAAAUGAAUGUUUUACAAUGAAGGCUAGCAGAAUGAUUUUUCACUAAUAGAACAAAAUAACUAUUUGAAUUUGUUUCACAGUCAUACUUUCGAUAGAUUAGAAUAGUAAACAAAUUUCCACUUCAUAAAAAUGUGACUUCGAUUGUUUUUCCUGUGGGGUUUUUUUUCUAAGUAUUUUUUUUUUCUCUGCCUUUUUAAAAAUUAUUAUUAUAUAACACAUACAUAUAUAAAUGUUAUAUUUAGUAUGUAAAUAACUGAUAUCUGGUGAUGCAAGUCAUCUAAGGUGUGAUGUCGAACAGGAAAUGAUUGUUUUAGGAAAAUACUAAGAAUUGACAUUAAUUUUACACGGGUAUUAAAAUGGCAUUGAAAUCAGACGUGUUGCACAUUAUGAAGGGAGUUAAAACUUUAAAAGCAAAUUCUUCUAUGUUACUGUCACUCUAUUUUAAUUAGAAGGCAUGGUAUAUUUUUUAAAAUGUUUUAAUAGGAAAUACAAGUUUUCUUGUAGAAAAUAAUACCAAUUCCCUUAUGUCAAGUUUUCCAUUAUGCUUCAGUAUGCCAUAUUGUGCCAGUAUGACAAAUAUUUCUUGAUGUGGACUUUUAGUAUAGAAAAUCAGCUGAUAUAUCACAGGCUGUGGUAUGUACUGUUCUGUCUGGAAAAGUGUACAUAGAAGAUCUGUUGCUGCAAAUUGGUACGAGUCAUUUUUGAGGUGACAGGUUUCUUCUCUUAUUAGCCUGUGUCAUAGUUAACAUAUGUUAGAACCUAUUAUCUGUAGUUUGGGGAUUUGCUGGGGCAUCUGGUGUGUUCUAGAGCCCCAACAUUGGACAACGGACGUAAACCAAUCUCUGUAACUGUAGUAUCCACCUCAAUCUAGUCUUGAGAAGGUGCUGGUAUCUAGUGCCUGAUGGUGUUUGGCUAAUGCAAUACUGAUCGGACAGAAGGAAAUGGUAAGAUGGACAUCUAUAUUUUGACAUAUACCGGUACUCGAAAUGUCACCAACUUAUUUUCUUCUCUUAGAUCAGGGCAGAAUAGUUGUCACUAAUAUUGUAUCACUUUUCUUGGGUGACUUCAAAUGUUUUUCUCCCACUUUUUAAACUAUUAUAUGUGCUUCAGAGUAUAACUGUCAAGUAUAUUUGUAAGUUUGAAAGUAUUUCUGUGGUCUUGUCAGUGUCAUUUCCAAAUAUAAAUUGGUUGAUUGGUACAUAUAUUAUCUACAUUAUGUUGGCUGUAUGGGUAAAUUUUUUUAUUUAUGUCCAUUUUAUUUAUGAAGUCUGUCACCAUCUUGCAUAUUUUCAUCAAUCUUCAUACAUUUAAGUAAAUACUGCUUUGUUCUAUAAAAUAAAGAUUUAAGCCAUAUUAAUUAAGGCACUCAUUUAAUAUUUUGUUUUGAAUAUCUUCAGUAGUAUAACAUUACUUAAAUACAGUUUCAGGCACAAAAAAGUAAUGUGUACAAAUUAAGCAUUAAAAAUACAUUGCUACCUAACUGAACCAAGGUAAACUGGUGACUGCAAAAUCUUUAAAAAAAAGUUCAUAUGUGCAAGUGUCAUAUUUCACAAUAAGUUUAUUUUAUUUGGGGUUGGGGGGGGGGGUUUCUGUGUGGACUAGAAAUUCAACAUAGUAUAUAGCUUUCUGCAUCCUGCUUCUAUCAAGCUGCAUAACAUUAUUUUAUCAGAAAAUCUUGUUUGUUCGACCUUUAGUCUACACAGUUGUUUGUAACAAGUAUAUACAACUUUGCAGCAUUCUGUGCGAUUGUGUUUUUUACAGUUCGUCUACAUCCACAUGAACAGCUAUUUUCAGUUGUCUUGGCUUCCACACAGGAUGUAGAUAAAGGUCAAGGAUCUGAUCGAACAACAAUGCACAAUUUGCACCAGAAAGAACAAAAAUGCUAAAUCUAGCAGAUUUUUAACCCCGAUAUUGUUUUGGCAUCACAUUCACUAUGCAGAGUCAACUCUGUAAAGAAAAGUUUAAUUUUUAAAAGGAAUAGUUAAACAUUUUCAUGAAUAUCCCCAUUAAUAUGGAAUGAUAAUAAAAGUCUUUUUACAGAAAAGGAACAAUAAAUGAGUACUUAUCUAGUAGAUAAUAUCUACUAUGAUUCUGAACAUUGUUAUUUAAUGCUACAUUAAUUAAAGUUCUCCAGAUAUGUUUACUGAUGGAACGAUUAAUGAACCAAUUAGAAUACAAUUACCAGAUGGGAUCAUGUGUAAUGAUAGACAUGCUGGAAGAUUAAUUGAAUUGGGUAAACAAACACUGCUAUGUAGGAGCAAAUUGAAUUGGGUAAACAAACACUGCUAUGUAGGAGCAAAUUGAAUUGGGUAAACAAACACUGCUAUGUAGGAGCAAAUUGAAUUGGGUAAACAAACACUGCUAUGUAGGAGCAAAUUGAAUUGGGUAAACAAACACUGCUAUGUAGGAGCAAAUUGCUGUAAAAUAGGAACAGAUAUAUAGAAUAUACUACACACAUCUUUUCUGGUUAUUUAAUGUCCAUGCCACUUUUGGCAUGUGGUGCACUUUAACUUUAUACCCUUACUUAUACAAGUAUAUUUAAAAAAAAUUAUUUUACUAAUGAGCAAGUGUCUAUUUUGUGAAUACUACUUGAAAUCGUGAGUUAAUUACCCGGUAAUCGAGAUCUUGUGAAUAUUUAUAUUACAGGUUCAUUUCAAUGACAUAUGCUUCUUGUUGACAAUAAUCUACAUACGUCUUCCACAAGGCCAUAUUUUCAAAAUGUUCAUUUCAUUAACCUACAUGCAUCUUUGUUAGUGGCAGGUAUUUAAAAAAUACAUAUUAUAUAUCACCUGAGUUUACUGAGAAUAUAGGGAACUGGAGAGAUUUAUGUUAGUUGUGUUACAGCAAACAAUUUCAUUUCAAAGUUAGCACAAUGCUAAGGUUUUCUAAAUAGGUAUUAAUUAAUCAUUGUGGACAUGUUUCAAGCUCAAGUCAAUUAUGGCUUCCAAUAUAUUAUAUUCAGUGACCAUAUUGGUUUUUUCCACUUUUUCUUUUGUAUAUUAUGUUGUAUGGUUAUAUCACUGGGUACAAUUAAUCUGUGUCAACUCUAUACAUUUCUAAUGGAUUAAUUUUACAAUUAAAAAAAAAAAAAGUUGUCAAAAAAGAAAAUGGCUUAUUAACACAAUGUCUAUAACUUUAUCAUGUUGUAAAAUACCCUGGAAAUCAUAAAUCAGUUAAACCUAUUUUUAGUUAUCUGCCAUAUGUUUUCUAUUAGUUCAUGUAAUGCCAAUAACUUCUUGCAUUAUAAAAUACUCUAGAUCAUUAAACCAUUUAAAUCUGCUAUUUAUCAUUCUUACAGGUAUUUGUCACAUGUCGUGGAUGUACAUCAAUGAACUAAAUUACAAUUUACUGGCCUAAAUUUUUUAUAUUUUUUUUAAACAAAUAACUGUACUAGUUGGAUGAGAUUACCGUAGUACACAAUACUGGUGGUCUGAACAAAACAUGAAUCACCGAGAUUUUAUAACAUGUACAUACUUUAACAUUUAACACAACCACCAACAUUAACUGUAGAAAAUAAUAACAUGUAGCUGCAUCUGUGGGGGAAGUUAGAAGAAUACUAUAGAAAAAAUAAUUUUUUAUUGAAUGUUGAUAUGUGGUCAAAUUUUGAUAUUGUUUGUUUUUUGUUUUUUUCUGCGAAGAUUUAUUUAUUAAUAAACAAAAUUUGAUAUUGUGGUAUAAAUGUAUUGUGGUGAAAAUAAAGGAGUUAAAUUGUA
Molecule: messenger RNA, 4737 nt
Organism: Gigantopelta aegis
Lineage: Eukaryota; Metazoa; Mollusca; Gastropoda; Neomphalida; Peltospiridae
Product: ADP-ribosylation factor-related protein 1-like
Exons: 8
Coding region: 114-722 (202 amino acids)
Biological process (GO): protein localization to organelle; intracellular protein transport; Golgi to plasma membrane protein transport
Cellular component (GO): Golgi apparatus
Molecular function (GO): GTP binding; GTPase activity
Source: RefSeq, a predicted model, not a curated record